This is a messenger RNA of Chelonia mydas (Green sea turtle), 3097 nucleotides long. Its product is annotated as inactive serine/threonine-protein kinase TEX14-like. Bases 386 to 2938 code for a protein of 850 amino acids. Gene Ontology annotation, biological process: mitotic spindle assembly checkpoint signaling; intercellular bridge organization; attachment of spindle microtubules to kinetochore. Gene Ontology annotation, molecular function: ATP binding; protein kinase activity; protein binding. The record is from RefSeq and is a predicted model, not a curated record. NCBI's taxonomy places the organism in Eukaryota, Metazoa, Chordata, Testudines, Cheloniidae. The transcript has 18 exons. Gene Ontology annotation, cellular component: kinetochore; intercellular bridge; midbody.
GUCAAGCCAAGGGUGGAGGAGAGUUUGGUUUGCUCCCCUAUGGCCACCCAGCCCGGCAUGGGGGGAGAGCGACCCCCCGGGGCAGGGAUUAAUGGGUUGAGAGCACUGGGACCCUGCCUGGGGCGGGAAGCAUGGUGUGUGGGGGGGUCGUGCCAAGAGUGGGCAAGAGCUUAGUGUGUUCGGACGUGGCCGACCGCCCUUCCGUGGGGGAGAGAGGGCAGGAGCACCAGCGGAAAGCCACCCACUGAGAGCACCGAUCCUCAGCGUACCCCAAGGGGAACUCUGGGGUGUGUGAAACAGGCGGCACUGUCCAGUGACGCCCCUCCUCCCUUCAGUACAGCCAGCUCUGGUAACCUCCCCUCUGCCUCUCCCUCUUUCUAGAGCAAUGCCGAAGCCCCCCGUGCUUCCGCCAUGCUGCCCCACCAGCCUGGGCUCUGUCGCCGAGCUGGGCUCCCUGGCGGGGCAGUUACACCAGCACGCAACUGAGGGCAGGCUCAGGAAGGCCAAGAAGCUGCUGAAGAGAGGGGUGGACGUGGACGGCCAAAACACAGCUGGACAGACAGGCCUCUUCGUUGCCGCACUGCUGGGACACACCAUGGUCGCCCGGCUCUUCCUCCGGUUCAGAGCAGAUCCCAACCACCGGUGUUAUGAUGGCAGCACCCCCGUCCAUGCCGCCGCCUUCUCUUGCCAGCGGCCCCUCUUUGCCCAAGUCCUGGAGGCGGGAGGUGACCUGAGACUCCAUGAUCAGCAGGGCAGGACCCCCCAGGACUGGGCUGAACAAGCUGGGAGUGACCAGAAUGCCGAGGUGCUGGCAUUCAUUAAGCAGUGCCGUGCCCGAAUGGUGGGGCUGACUCAGCACGGGGAGCAGGGAGCCACGCAGACGCUUUCCAGCAGGGUAGGGGGCUCGCCACGCAGCCUGCGUUCCUCCUUCUCCUCCCUGUCCUCGCUGCUCUCUGCCUCCUUCUGGUCUCUGGACAGCUCCGGGACAGAUUGGAGCGGCAGGGGACCUGUGGUGGGGUUUGGCCAGCUGUGCCCCAGUGGCCCCCUGCGCCCCAGUUUCGCCUCUGUCACCCCCAUCGCAGACCCGGACGAGCUGCUGCGGGCCCAGGCCGAGCCAGACCGGAGCUAUGAGAAUGGGCCCUACACGCUCAUGAGCAACUGCCUGUGGAAGGGACAGUUCGUCACUGUGCGAGGGCUGAAACCAGAGCCCCCCGGCAGCAGGCCCCACGGCCCCAUGGACUUGCUGGUGGCAGAGCAACAGCACUGCAGCCGUCUGCACCACCCCCAGCUGCUGCUGCUCCUGGCCGUGAGCCCUUCCCUGGACUUGCGCGAGGUGCGUCUGGUGUUCGAGAGGGUGGAGAUGGGCUCCCUCUACUGGGCCCUGCACCAAGAGGCACCCUGCCCCCCUGCACCCCCCUCCUGCCUGGCUGCCUUGCGCCUGCUGCUGCAGCUGUGUGAGGCGCUGUUGUUCCUGCACGGGCAGGGGUAUGUGCAUCGUGCUCUCACCUCUCACGCAGUCCAGCUGGUGCGCCCCGGCCUGGCCAAACUCGGCAGCCUGGAGUACAUGCAGCCACGGGCUGAGACUGGGCCUCGGGACCCCGCACCACCCCCCGAGCUCUAUAACUGGCUGCCCCCAGAGGUGAUCCGUGACCGCCCAGCCUCCACGACCUCCGACCUAUACAGCUUCUGUGCCGUCACCCAGGAGAUCUUCACAGGUGCCGUGCCCUGGUACGGGGCAGAGGGUGCAGCUGUGCGGCAGUGGGUGCAGGCAGGGCGGGCUCUGGCCCCUGAUGCCUGUGUGCCCCCACCCUGCUAUGAGGUGGUGAGGGCUGGACUGGCCUUCCGGGAGCGGGAACGCUGUGGCUCGCUGCCUGACAUUCGCUACGUCCUGCGCAAGGCCCUGCAGAAGGCCACGGGGCAGCUGGGCGGCCCACUGUCCCUGUCUCCCAGGAGGCUGUGCGCAUGGGCAGGAGAGGCUUGGACCCCCCUGGAGUGCCUCCCUGCAGCCCCUGCAGGUGAGAGCCAUGGGGUGCGGGUGGGGUGGACAGGGUGUACUGACUCCAGGCCUUCACCCCCACCCUUCUGCUCCCCAGAACCGCUCUACUAUGAGGUAGGGGAUGGCAGCCCAGAGCGGGCAGCAGCCGAUGGCAACGCAGACCGGUGUGCUGAGCCGGGCAGGGGCAGCCCAGUACCCGGGCUGCAGGGCAAGGGGCAGCCCAGCCCCCAGGUGAGCCAGGCCAGAGAAGCCUCAGACAGCAGCUUGGAGGUGGACAGCAGCAGCCAGGAGGAGUCAAGGGGCUGGGAGAGUGGCAGCCCAGGCUCCAGCACCGCGGAGCCGGCCCGGUCCCCAGCCCUGCCCUGUGUGAGCAGCCUCCAGGCCUCGGCCUGCCUGCUGGAUCAAGCCCAAGCCUCGCUGGAAACCCUGGAGCGCCGCUUUGCCUCUGGCAUCCAGGCCCUGCAGGACUUAGUCAGCCUCCAGGGGGUGCUCCCGGCCCGGCCCUGCUGCAGCAGGCGUGGGGCUGGCCAAGCAGGGGUCCCGCGGGCAUGCUGCAGCCUGGGGGCCCUGCAAGGGUCUGGCUGGCCACCCAUGGCCCCAGCAGGUGAGCACAGCGGGGCCAGUCCGGGGCCCGAGGGUCAUCCCCUGCAGACCCUCAUCGAUUUCUCUGCCUGGGUACGAAUGCAGGAGCAGCAGCAGGGCCUGGGAUGCUCCAACCCAGCCUGUGAACCCACCCUGGACAGCCCAUUUGGCACCCUGCAGUCGCUGGACCUGCUGCAGGAGAUCAUCGACGAGCUGAAGGGCACGGGAGAUGCCGGGGCCAGGCGGCCGGCGGGCAGGGAGCAGAGCAGGCCACGAGGCUGCUGGAAAUGUAUCCAGACCCUGGGACAUGAUCCUUCCUCAGCGCAGGUCUGCCUUGGGGCUCAGGAGGGGAGACCCUGAGCCGUAAGGAUUGAGACCCCCAGCCGCUGGCUGGAGUCGCCCUGAAGGUGGACGUUGGGCUGUAACCUCUGGACUGUUUCCAAACGGACUUUUGGCCGCUCCAGGCUCGUCUCUGCUUGUAUCUGGACCUCAAGAAUUGAACUCAAGCCUGUCUGGGUA